Messenger RNA from Schistocerca americana (American grasshopper), 1787 nucleotides. RefSeq names its product RNA-binding protein 41-like. Bases 45 to 1382 code for a protein of 445 amino acids. The transcript has 6 exons. NCBI's taxonomy places the organism in Eukaryota, Metazoa, Arthropoda, Insecta, Orthoptera, Acrididae. Gene Ontology annotation, molecular function: U12 snRNA binding; pre-mRNA intronic binding. Gene Ontology annotation, cellular component: U12-type spliceosomal complex. The record is from RefSeq and is a predicted model, not a curated record. Gene Ontology annotation, biological process: mRNA splicing, via spliceosome.
AAACAGAACAACAAACUUCAGCAGUGGAGCAAUGCGACUUGCUUAUGCACGUGAUAAUGGCUAAGGUACAGAGUACGAGAGCAAAGCUCUAUGAAACUAAAUCCACAGUAGCAGAUGAACCCACCGAGCAUGUGGAAUCUGCAGGUGACCGACUUAUCAAAGAGCUGGUCACUAAGCAGUUGGACAAAAACAUUACAUUAGAAGAGCAACUGCAAGACAAAAAACAUUUUGAAAAAGCCUCAGAAUAUUGUCCAUUUACAAAUUUAACAUCUGGGAAAAGCUCGCUGAAGCAGUUUGAAGAAACAGCCAAGAAAGCCGCCCAUAUAGAGGAUUUGAAGUCAUUUGGGCUCUCCAAUGAAGAAGUGGAAAUGGCACUAGAUUAUGAACUUGGGGAGGAUCAUUUCUCACAAAAAUACAAAAAAGUUGAAAAAUCUAUCCUUUCAUCACAACUGUUACUUAUACAUUCAAAAAUAAACAAUGGACUGAAUGAACGAGAGCAGGAAGUGGAGAAAAGGUUGUCAGUUGGAAGGCAUGAACAAGAAUUGAGUUUAUCUGUAAAGCCAGAAAGUUUACACACAAGGUUGUUGCAGUUUGCACUAUCCUGCAAGGCUACAAUUUCUGACCCACGGCCUGGUAAUCAUCCCAUUCAUCAUCUUAAAGAACUUGAGGAAGAGUUGUUUGGUUCUUUAAGAAAAAGACGUAAGAAAGAGAAAAUUACCUAUCCACAAAAAUCAAGUGCCCCUUCUGCUGUUGAAAAUUCACACUGCCAUUACAACUACGAUCACCAUUCAACACUUUGGGAUGUCAAAGAAAGCCCAAUGGGAAAAGAAGAUUGUAAGAAUGCCAAGAAAAAUACAAAACAGAUAAAUGAAACACGUGUGUAUACUUGUAAACCUGAAACAUUAUACACCAUAAAAGAUGGUAAAAUAGUGCAGUUAAAUGCAUUGCCCAAACAUAAAACUGACAUGAAAGAGAAAGAUACGUGUGGAGGUCAAGCUUUUGUGUUGUCAGAUGUAAAUAGCAGUGAAGUACAAGUAGUUUCAUUAAGUGAGAUUCAGAAUAACAGACUAAACUUGGAACAGAUUAAACAGCUACCUCGAUUCCAAAAUUAUGACAGAGGCUUACCAUCACCUGUGCUGUUUCUCAAGAAUUUACCUGGCUGUGUGAAAGAGUCAGAUCUGGUAUCAAUAUUUAACUUAUUUGAAUCAUCUGAAGACAAGAGAAUUAUCUACAGACUGAUGACUGGCAGAAUGAAAGGCCAAGCUUUCAUUACCUUUCCAACUACUGACAUGGCAACAAAGGCAUUAGAAACUGUUAAUGGUUAUGUCUUAAAGGGAAAGCCUAUUAUUAUACAAUACGGAAAGUCAUGCCCCACUGUAUGACUGAUCACAAGACAUUCACAGUCACCAAAGAUGAUCACUCACAACAGGUUAUCUGAUGACGGAGGCAGUAAUACAAAAUUCACCUGUUGAGUAGUACACAAAACCCGAUGAGGAAAGAGAAGUAAUGAAUUACAAGUCAAGUAAUUCAUAAUAUGACUGUUGCUAGAAAAUUGUCACCAGAAUAUUUGGUCAGCCUUGUCCUGAUCUUUUUACUAUGAUUCAUUCCUACUGUUUGAAAUGUUAAUGAAAGUAGAGAGACAGUUUGAGUGUUAUUGAAAUAGUGUUGUGCGUUUUUCAAGUUUGAUGAUCAAACUGUGUACAGUUAUAUGAGAAUUUAUGUUAGAUGGAGGCAGUGCUGUAAUUAGAACCAAGAAGUUUUUAAAAUGAAAAUCUUCAGAUGGGCAA